Messenger RNA from Cladophialophora psammophila CBS 110553, 987 nucleotides. RefSeq lists its product as uncharacterized. The record is from RefSeq and is a predicted model, not a curated record. NCBI's taxonomy places the organism in Eukaryota, Fungi, Ascomycota, Eurotiomycetes, Chaetothyriales, Herpotrichiellaceae. The coding region runs from base 1 to 987 and encodes 328 amino acids. The transcript has a single exon.
AUGGACGUCUUAGUGGAGGACACGGACAAACUGUUUCCUGAAGUCUUUGCGCAUCUCGCUGUGGUCGAAGCACAGCCCGAAUUGCCACUUGAUGAAGAACUUCUGAAACGUGCCGAAAGAAAUCUUACUCCUACUUCGCCAAAGGAUCUACUUUGGCGGGUGUUAGGGACCGGCGAAGAGCUGUUGCAGACUCUCCAACAAGAUCCUCGACCACUUACUCGACUAUUAGAGCAAGUCAUCUCACUACUGCCCUUUGACGAAUUGAGAUCCGUGAUAUCUGCAGAGAAGCUCCAAGAAGGCCUAACUUCGCCCGUUAUUUCGAUACAGUUACUUUGCCUUGCAUAUCUGCGGAAGGCUGCGGACUCACCCAGCGGGGCUUCAUUCGUUGCGACGAGUUCUAGCCUUGUUCAAUGUCAAUUCACGAUCUGGUUGUCGUCGGAAAGUACGGAGGUUGCAGAACGCUCACUGGAAGUGAUCGAAGCGCUACUUGCCGUUGACAGCCAAAAUAGCACGACGGUACUAUCUGCCGGCCGUAGCUUUGCUGAAGCACAAGGGCAAGGCUUACUUUGGCGCAGAGUAUUCCACGAUCCUGAUGUGUACACAAUCCUCUUUGAAUGGACCUCAAUGUCGAAAUCGAAACGAGACGUGAAAACCAAGAAGGGCAUGCAGCUUGUGACAAUCUCCCAGGCACGCUUAUUCGACUUCAUCGUCAGAGUGGCUCCUUAUGACUGGAGUGCAGUAACGACUUCUUCAUCGCGUCAUAUCGAGACUCAGUUCUUGAGAGAGAAUGUUGGCAGUGAGCCAUACGGUGGCAUCUUGCGAUACGCUGCUUCACACAUGAUUGAUAACAAAGAUAUCCUGAUGGAGGUCCUGCGGCAAGAUUUCUUCGUCAAGUUACUCGGCGUGGUUGAAGAGAGCAACAGACAGAAUGUCUCUCCCCAGCUACUUGAGGCAAUCCAGCAAGGCGCCGGCAGCCUCCACCUUUAA